Messenger RNA from Capsella rubella, 922 nucleotides. RefSeq names its product U3 small nucleolar ribonucleoprotein protein IMP3. Gene Ontology annotation, molecular function: snoRNA binding; rRNA binding; structural constituent of ribosome. The transcript has 5 exons. Gene Ontology annotation, cellular component: small ribosomal subunit; Mpp10 complex; small-subunit processome. Gene Ontology annotation, biological process: rRNA processing. Bases 195 to 743 code for a protein of 182 amino acids. Lineage: Eukaryota; Viridiplantae; Streptophyta; Magnoliopsida; Brassicales; Brassicaceae. The record is from RefSeq and is a predicted model, not a curated record.
GUUUUACUCAAGGCCUCUAGAUGUAGACCGUCGGAUUUAUUAUGCUUCUUCUCCCCUUGGAUCUCGUAGGGUUCUUGUAGUGAGCUACUCUGCUAAUCAGGGUUUUAGCGUCUCUAGCAUUUUCUUCUUUCUGCUCAUCCCCAAAAAAAUCCACACCGCCGUUCCUCUGUGCUUCGCCGAUUAAUUACUCCCAGAUGAGGCAGCUCAAGCCCCACGAGAAGAAGCUUGCGAAGAAAGUAAAUUUCUUAGAAUGGAAACGAGAAAGUGGGCAUCGGGAGAACUUGAUUACCUAUCGAUACCAUAUGGGCUCUCGUGACGAUUACAAAAAAUAUUCAGGACUGUGUAGGAUAGUGCAGAAACUGACGAGUAUAGUGAAACAGAUGGAUCCGGCUGAUCCUUUUCGGAUUCAGAUGACUGAUAUGCUUUUGGAGAAGCUAUAUAACAUGGGUGUUAUACCUACUAGGAAAAGCUUGGCUUUAACUGAUAAGUUAUCAGUUUCAUCCUUUUGUAGGCGUAGGCUGUCGACGGUGCUGGUUCACCUGAAGUUUGCAGAGCACCACAAAGAAGCUGUGACAUACAUAGAGCAAGGACACAUUCGUGUUGGCCCAGACACAAUUACUGAUCCAGCUUUCUUAGUAACUAGGAACAUGGAAGAUUUCAUCACCUGGGUUGAUUCAUCCAAGAUUAAACGAAAGGUGCUUCAGUACAAUGACAAAUUGGAUGAUUAUGACAUGAUUGCUUGACUCUGAGGAAGUGAAGCCAAGUAAGGUUCAGUGCUACUAUUGCUGCAGGGUUUGGGUUUUUGGUUUAUGUUUUUUAGAAUGUGGUUGAAUGUGCUACUAUGCCUUGGGUUUUUUUUUUUCUUUUGUAUGUUUACUUUCAAAAAAAAAUCCCAUUAUAUAUAUUUUUUCUCACUUUUCCA